AUGGCGCAAGAGGCCGCCAAGGCCGCCAAGAAGGCCGGCAGGGGCUGCACGCCCAGCUGCGGCCAGGCCCUGGGCCAGGCCGCCGACGCGCUGCCCUCCUACUUCAGCGAGCCACCGCCGUCCUGCAAGAAGCUGCUGCGGAGGCGCGCCGGGCCCAGCAAGGUGGUGCUGUUCCCGGACGAGGCCUGGGCGAGGAACGCCACCUCCUCGUACUGGACGCUGGCGCCCGUCUGGUGGAGCCCCAACCGCUGCGUCGUCGUCGAGGUGUCCGGGACCAGAAGGAUUCGAACCCGGGCACGGAUGGAGGAGUCCUCCAACGGCAACCUCCACAUCAUCGGGUCGUUCAAGACGGACGUCGACCCUAAUUUCAAACUCUGCCUGACGUCCCGGGUGAGCGCCGCCGACUUCAACAUGGGGUACUCCAUGACGGGCACGCUGGAGCGCGGCUGCAAGCGCACCAACUCGUUCCAGGUCACGCACUUCGCCGUCAUCAGGAGGCACGAGGUGGCCACCCCGACCACGUGAAGCCUGCAAUCCGUGAAAACAAGUUUGGUUCGAACUUUUAGAAAGAGAACGACGGAUGAAAAAUCGUUGCAUGAAAAUGCAGUUCGUACCGAGCAUCGCCAUCCAAACCGCAGGUUGAAUUUUUUUUGGUUUUGCGUGACUGUAUGACUUCCACCGGCCUGGCGAUGCUCGUAUCCGGUCAAUUGAAACCGACUCGUGAGAAACCGUCCUUUUGUGUCAAUCAGCCAUGUCGAUCUAUGCCGUCGAACGAGGUGGAUCUUGACCCUUUAUGUCUACUUUCUGAGUGUUGUUUUCUCAAGCUAGUCCCACUUCUUGUUACGAUAUGCCUCCCUGCGGGCCGUUUCGUCGUUCGUGGCAUUCGCUUUGGAGCUGUGCUAGUUGGGUUGUCCACUGCAUUGGCGCACUAAAAAACACGAGGCAUCUUGACCCAUCUUGAAAACAACAUCGAAAAACUACUGUCUCGUCAGCCCGAAUUCUCAGCCAAAAGCCACGGCCACGAACUGAAAUGCCCUGCAUCCAAGCAACCUGGUGAAACGACAUGCCAAAACAAGCUACCUUUAAUUCGUAGUUCUUAAUCUUUGCCUAAUUUAAGCGUGAAUGUAUAUGAAUAUUUAAAAGUCCGGGCGUGCAGCCGUCGUCCAUUUAUGUAAAUAUAUUUUCGUAUUUUCAUUCCAGCAUCAGUAAGAGACGUCCACAUGAGUAACUAGGUAAACCCGUCCAGUUUUGAAUCUCUGGGCUGCGUCGACCUCGCAAGCAGAGGCGACAAAGACUCUACUCUCACCGAAAAUUUCCCCAACCAGGAAUUAAAAAUCAAUGGAGAACGUUUCAAAACACACUAAAACAUUGUGUCCUUUGGUUGACCUGGUGGCUGGGGUUAUUGUAAAAUAGAGACGUCUAAGGAUGUCUGUGAGAAAAAAAAAGUUAGAGAAUUUCUAAUGUCUAAGUCACCUUUCUGAGUCGAUGGUGAGCCCAAAAGUACCUGCUUUUUGCCUUCAAAAUUGCGUCCAUGGAGGCCACCCGUGCUCUCUCACUCUUCCGCCCAAGGAAAUGUACAUCACAAAUAUUUCACUUUCUCCAAAUUGUAAUUUUGUUUCGCUUUUGUAAAAAAAAAGGAGCAGUUCCAAAAUGUAUUUGGGAACGCAUAAAGUAUAACAGUCAAUAUUGCCUUACAUUUCGAAAAAUCUGUUUAACCUUUCCUUUUCCCUGCCUAAAUGGUUGUGACAAUGUGCUCCCCUAGUCGUUUCUCUAAUGUCUGUAAAGUUAAAUAGUUGAAAUCGUUUUGCGUGACUGUCUUGCUUAAUUGGUAGAUAGGUUGGAGCGUCCGCCGGGAGUCGAAAAUCAGAAACAGAAUCAGGAGGUUGCCACACGCCGCGUUCCAGGACUCUCCGGCGGAUUAUUUCAACCCGUUGCUUCCUUUUUUUACAUGUUUUGUACUCUACUGCCGGCAGAGCCCGGCGGGGAACCAGCGCUGUCUUGUCUUUGAACUAGUUAUCAAUAAAUACUUUGCCAGUUCUUCA
Molecule: messenger RNA, 2042 nt
Organism: Thrips palmi
Lineage: Eukaryota; Metazoa; Arthropoda; Insecta; Thysanoptera; Thripidae
Exons: 5
Coding region: 1-525 (174 amino acids)
Source: RefSeq, a predicted model, not a curated record